GUCAAGACAAGGAUAGGGCUCGCACCAGGCAACUACCGACGAGCACGAUGAUGCCGAGGCCGCGCUCGGCGUCUUCGUCGGCGGGCAGGGGCUCGCUGUCGUCGGCGGGGUCGCCUUCGUCUGCGUCGUCGCCGUCGCUGGCCUCGUCGACGUCGGACGCGGCGCACGGAUCGCGGGAGCAAUUCGACGAGGCCUUCUUGCCGCGCAUCGUCUCCAUCUUCUUUGCCAUCUUCCACCCCACCGAGGGGCCCAAGGUGCUCUACCAGGUCCCCGAGGGCACCAUUGGGGUCGACGAGGGCAGCGGUGCGGCAGAGGGGCCCUCGGGCCUGUUUGACUUCAAGCACCUGUCCGACUACAUCAUCCCCAAGGCGCCCCUCUGCGGCCGGCUGGUAACGUGCAACGGCGCAGGGCAUGCCAGCGGAGGCACGCGCCAGACAUUCAAGGUGCUGGGCCACCCCGUGGUGCUCGUCGACGAGGCAAAGUACCCGCGCAACAACUUCAUCUUCAACCUGGCCUUUGUCUUUGACGGCCGAGCCGAUGUGCGCGCGUACGAGGCCGUGGUGCGCAAGUGCGCGCGCCAGCUCAAGGAGCUCGAGCUCAACAUGUCCUUUCUCUCGGGCCCCACGUCGCAGAAGCGCAUGCACGGCAUCAUCGAGCAGAUGUUCGAGGACCUCAACUCGUACUGCGAGUCCUUUAUCGCCCUGCCCGAGGCGCCGCAUACGCGCUACCUGGCGGUGGCCGAUGACGAAAGAGAAGAAAAGGGACUGCCAGCAGAGGAGCGACGGCCAGAAGAGCAACCACCGCCAGCACUCGUCGGCUCGCUCGCGGCCGCGCCGAUGCUGGCGCCGGGCAAGCGGGAGCCGCCGCACGGGCUGGGCCGCACGGUGCGCGAGGCCAUCAACCUCAAGCUGUUUAACCAGUACGCGAACCCGCCACGGGUGCAGGACUGGGAGGUGCCCGUGGCGUUGUUGAAUGUCGCGGGGCGUGUCGACGACAACUGGGACCUGACAAUGGCGCGCGUGCUGCCCUUUGUCGACGGCGUCAACCACGUCAAGCGCAUCGCCCAGCUCGCCGACGCAGACCUGGAGCUGACGCGGCAGUGCAUCGAGCACCUGCUCUACUACGGCUGCGUCAUGACCCUCGACACGUUUCAGUUUUCCAACAUGUAUGCGACGCGGCCGCAGAUUGCGCAGCUGGCCGAUGGCGAGAGCAUCAUUGCCGAGUGCGCCGCCUACGUGACGCGGCCUGGCUACGCGCUGCCGUCGUGGCCCGAGCUGCUGCGGCUGUAUGCGGCCCUGCGGCCGGGCAUCACCCUCGCCGAGUGGAUCGAGGACGAGGAGGUGGACCGGCUGGGCAUCGACGUGCGCCGCUUCGUCACCUUUGCCACCAUCAAGGGCUUUCUCCGCCGCGUGCACCGCUACCCGGUCCUGUUACCGUCGUCGUCCAAGCACGGCGGCGGCGGCGACGCGCACAGGAGCCGGGAGCGGUCUGCCGAUGUCCUGCGUGCCUCGCCGUCGCACUCGCAAUCGCGCUCGCCCGCCGCUGGACGCGCACCGCGAGGGAGCACACCAGCAGCACGGACGCGCCACGAGACGACGUCGACGGUCGUCUCUGGCCGCGAGUCGUCGCCGCUCGUGAGCCACAAGUCGUCGUUUGGCACGCUUGGCGGCGGCGGUGGCAGCACGACUCGGAGCCGGCGCCGGAGCCAGCAGCAGCAGGCGGCGAGCGCAGCCUCAGCCACGGCGACGGUCAUCGAUGUGGCCAACGUCGCCUUUGUCGAGCCGCACCGGCGCAGCUCGUCUUCAACCAAGGGCCGCGCCAGUGUGGGUGCUGGUGCCAGUGCCUGCGCGAGUACCACAGCAGUAGCAGCAGCGGGGCGCACAGGCACAGACGAGACGCCGCCGCCGCCGCCGCUGCUGCCGUCGGGUGCACGUGCCAUCCCGCCCGAUCUCGCGCCGCUCCUCGACGGCACGCGCUCCGACGACGAGCUGUGUGCGCGCUUCUCGAUGCCCUGGGUCGACCUGCAGCGCAUCCUCGUCCAGCUCGGCCACAGCCAUCCAGCAGGAGCAGCUGGAACCCCCGCAGCGGCUGACGGCGAGCACAGCGACGACGAGGCCGCGUUGGCCUCGCACUUUCACCAGUCCGGCUAUGCCUCGGCCUUCCAGCAGCCGGGCUUCUCGGCCUUUUCCAGCAUCGCCGGCCCGGCCUCGAGCGGCUUCACGCCCAGGAAGCUGACCAAGCAGCAGCAGUCGCAGCAGCAGCAGCAGCAGCCACCGCCCCGCCAGCGCGCCGUCGACGACCUGCCGCCGACGCCGACGCCGCCGACAGGAGGAGCAGCACAGCGCGACGGCGGCGGCCGCUCCUCGGCCUUUUCGCGCACCACGACGGGCGCAGACUCGGCCAGUGGCUGGAUCCGCAGCAGCGCCGGUGGUGGCGGCGGCGGCCUCGCAGACAGCGCCACUGAUGCCCUCGGCUCGACGGCGGCCGCGACGCUCAUGGAGCGCGAGAGCAUGAACCGCGGCGACUAUGGCCGUGUCAAGAUCCUGCUGCGCUGAGCUGCUUACACUGUACACUACCUCAUUCCCUGGGCGCAUACCCAAUGCAAUGAUCUCUACUAUCCUCUACUGGCCCCUUUCUUCCAGUGCCACUACCUCUUCUAUCCUCAAGCGGCGCU
Molecule: messenger RNA, 2674 nt
Organism: Acaromyces ingoldii
Lineage: Eukaryota; Fungi; Basidiomycota; Exobasidiomycetes; Exobasidiales; Cryptobasidiaceae
Product: NPR2-domain-containing protein
Exons: 2
Coding region: 48-2555 (835 amino acids)
Biological process (GO): positive regulation of autophagy; negative regulation of TORC1 signaling
Cellular component (GO): vacuolar membrane; GATOR1 complex
Molecular function (GO): GTPase activator activity
Source: RefSeq, a predicted model, not a curated record